Molecule: messenger RNA, 164 nt
Organism: Dentiscutata erythropus
Lineage: Eukaryota; Fungi; Glomeromycota; Glomeromycetes; Diversisporales; Gigasporaceae
Source: the annotation of a GenBank genome assembly
ACAAAGGAAAAGAACCUAUUCAGCCCACAGGUAAGUAUCCUCCAGCUUCUGCAUUAAAUGAUCUUAUUAUGAAAGCAUCCAAGGUUACUCUUCAAGGCCAGAAUGAGAUGUCAUCAUCAAAUGCACACCCAGUUACAGCACCCACAAACCAGCAAGAAAACUAA